UGCUCGUCGUUCACUCCGGGGCUCCUCACCGUCCUCGAGCAGCCAAAAAGGCCGCCAAAAUACGAUGGGCGCACGGUGAUUGGGCGAAAACCCCUGCGGGCUGCGAGAUGCAGUCUGAAGAGAGCGGUGCGGCACCGUGCGGCACGGUGAGGCCUGUGACAGGCUCCUUUCCCUCUCCGGCCAUUCUCGCAGUCUGCACGGCGCUGGGCCAAUCAUCCGGCAGGGGCGCUGCUUGGUCAUCGGGGGCUCAAAAAUAAACUGAUGACCAAGACACGUGCGCUGGCGGAAGAGUCGACGACGCUGCCUCCCUUCCCUCUUCCUUCCGGGCCUUCCCCCUUCCUUCCCUCUUCCGGCCAAUCUUUCCAGAAGACCGGGGCGGGGUGCCGCCCCUCAUUUGUCGGUCUCAGUCGUCGCUUGAUGGAGUGCCAUUCGCCUGAUGGAGAGCGCGCAUUCGCAACCUGGCUAAACUGCCACCACCACACCACCACGAUACGCUGCGCUUCGCUGCGCUAUGCUGUGCUGUGCUGCGCUGCUCGGGGGCAAGGGCGCGAGCUGCUGCGCGAGACUCGAGUCUUCUUGCGGUGGGGCAGCACUCUCGGUUGCACAGAUUGGGUGCAAAUGCGACGUGCGACGUGCGAGGUGUGGCAUGCUGCUCCUGUACUACUUGCGGUGCAGCGCUGGCGAUCCGAUCCUCAUGAUGUGUAAUCAAGCUUAACAAGGAGAAAAGAACCUUCUGACCCCUUCCCUGCCGGGCGCCCGUUGGCGUCCGCAUUCCUGGC
Molecule: messenger RNA, 779 nt
Organism: Hyaloscypha bicolor E
Lineage: Eukaryota; Fungi; Ascomycota; Leotiomycetes; Helotiales; Hyaloscyphaceae
Exons: 1
Coding region: 262-705 (147 amino acids)
Source: RefSeq, a predicted model, not a curated record